Molecule: messenger RNA, 735 nt
Organism: Astrephomene gubernaculifera
Lineage: Eukaryota; Viridiplantae; Chlorophyta; Chlorophyceae; Chlamydomonadales; Astrephomenaceae
Source: the annotation of a GenBank genome assembly
CCGGAGGUGCAGCGGCUGGAGAAGGCGGUGAAGGGCAGGUACUACACGGUGGAUGAGAAGACCCGCACCGUGUCGUACACGCAGGCCGGCACCCACCUGGUGUUCCUAUACCUGCGUGACGAGGGCGCCCAGUUCCGCGACCCCUACCCCGGUGUGCACAGCCUGUGGGAGGAGGAGGUGCCGUGGGGGCGCAUGGCGGUGACGGCACUCACGGCGUACGAGCUUUACGUCAACGGUCGUGACUACAUCGUGCGGGAGGGCGAGGCGGUGAUCGUGGACCCCUCCACGGGCCGACUGAGGGUGAAGACGCGGUGGCAGGGGGGCGUGCACCAGGCCGUCGAGGCCAAGGAGGGUCUGUCCAUCCAGGCUGAGAACCUGGUGACCGCCACCAUCACCUUCCAGCUCUUCUUCGCGCAGUACGAGUGGCUGGCGGGAAUGACGGGCACCGCCCAGCCCGCCGCCGCUGAGUUGUUCGAGUUGUACGGCAUCAAGGUGGUUCCGGUGCCAACCAACCGCCCCUCGCGCCGUACCGACCACCCGCCGCGGCUCUACCCGGACAAGGCGCUCAAGAUGCAUGCGCUGGCGGAGCAGGUGGUGCUGGCGGCGGAAGACAUGAGGCCCGUCCUGAUCGGCACCACCAGUGUCCAGGAGAGCGAGCUGGUGCUGGCCUACCUCAACCGCACCGUAGCACCCGCCAUGAAGCACAUCCAGGCGGCCAGGAGGAGGAGGGCGGCG